Zootoca vivipara (common lizard) is the source of this 8458-nucleotide messenger RNA. RefSeq names its product SPG11 vesicle trafficking associated, spatacsin (gene SPG11). The record is from RefSeq and is a predicted model, not a curated record. Gene Ontology annotation, biological process: axo-dendritic transport; synaptic vesicle transport; axonogenesis. Lineage: Eukaryota; Metazoa; Chordata; Lepidosauria; Squamata; Lacertidae. Gene Ontology annotation, cellular component: dendrite; synapse; axon.
AAGAGGGUCGGCCUCCGCCCUCCUGGCUUUCGUUCUCUUGUUGUGGCUCUGCUCCAAGAUGGCGGCGGCCGCGGUAGGUUUCUGAGGAGACCCACGGACCCGGCGGCCGCGGUUCUAUCAAGGGAAAGAGGAGAAUGGAGUCGGCGUCGGAGGCUGGGUCGCUUCGCGUUCUCCUGCAGCCGUUCCGCAGCCCCAGCCAGGGCGUCACCCGGGCCAAGCUCAGCGGCGGCCGAGACGCGCUUGCGACCGUGACGGGGGCGGAGCUGCGCCUGACGGGGCUGGUGUCAGCCCGGCUCGACGGCGGGCAGGACGGGCCCAGCGGGGACGGCAGUAUCGCCCUGCCCGGCACCUGGGAAGACUUCACAUGGGAGAGUGUGGAAGAUGAGGACCUUCCAGUGGACAGUCUUAAACUACUUGCUGUCAGUAAGACCCAUGAACUUCUUGUAUAUGAAAUUAAUCUAGAGGUUGGAAAAUGUGAUGCAACACUCUUGCAAAGCUGCAGUGAAGAUACGCAGAAGCAGCUCAUUGAACUUAAAAAUAUUAGUUUAUCUUCAAUCUCCUCUGUGAGAGUGCUGUCAUUUAAAAACGGCAAAGCUUUGAUACUGCUCAACAACUGUAUUAUUGCACAACUUGCUUUUCUUGGAGGAGAACUGAAAGCAGAAAAGUUGGAAGAAUGCUUUCUUCUUGAUCUGUCAUCGGAAGCUCUGGAAAGGAUAGUAGAUGUUGCCUUUUGCAGAGAUGUUCUUUUCUUGUUAGAGGAAUCUGGAUGGAUAUAUAUUUUUGAUGCUACGGAUGGUGCCUAUCUUGCCCAUGUUGAUGUCUCCCUUUAUCAAACAGAGGGGCAAGAUGAGAAGCGUCUGGACAUCCUGUCUUCUUUUACACUGUUAAAUAUAUCCCAUGAUCUCAGUGUUGCUGUGGUUGCCAACAGCUUGUAUUGUGUUGUGGCUGUUGACCUCCAUUUAUACUUCAAAGAAUAUCCUGAGCAUUUAAUUUGCAAGAAAAACUUUGACAACCUUCCUGUAGAACAGUUGGAGGGGACAGAUGAGGAUGACCUCAGAAGUUCAGAUUACAGCAUGAAACUUAUGCAGCAUCCAUUUCGGACUGACAGAUCCUGGAAUGCACAUUUGUCUUCAUUGUUUGACACAACAAAAGGAUCUAAUUCUUCAAAUUUGGCAGCCAAUGUUUUCUUGCCUUGGUGUCAGUAUCCUUUGCAUCUAGAGCACUGUGACUGUAAGACUCGUGAAGCUUCUGAGGCCUCCUUUCUGCAUGAUGCUGCUCAUGUCCUUUCAAACUCAAGAGGAAAAGAUCCCCAAAACACAGGCCAAAGAGACAGACUAUGGAAGAGCAUAGAUUUAGGAGGACUAGAAGAUGGUGUGAAACUCGCGUGUAAAUCUGUGACAGGUUUUAGUGCAUUAUUCACACUCUCAAGUGAGAGUGAAGGACUGAUUCUUCUUCUGUGGGAUUUGGAGACCCAAGAUGUGAUGCGUUUUUGUGUGGGCAAAAAUUCAUUUUUUGUAGAAUGUAACAGAGAGGAGCAGUUAUGUCCCAUCCUUUCAGAGCCCGGCCUCUCCUUGAUUCUGUUUGGCUUGACUCAAGAGGAAUUCUUGAAUAGACUGAUCAUCCAUGGAAGUGCUGGCACUGUAGAUUCUCUUUGCCAGCUCAAUGGAUGGGGAAGAUGCUCUAUUCCCAUACAUGCCUUGGAGGCUGGCUUAGAGAACCGUCAGUUGGACACAGUGGAUUUCUUUUUAAAGAACAAAGAGAAUAUUUUCAGUCCCUCCGCAACUUGUUCCUUACAAGAUCAGCCUGCAAGCACUAUGUCAGAUUUUUACUUGAAGAGCAUGGAAGAGCUUACACCAGCCUUAGAUUUGCUUUGCAUGGCAAUCCGAGAAAAUGAUUUGGAAGCACAGAGCAAGCAUUUCUCUGAGCAGCUGCUGAACCUCACCCUGUCUUUCCUUAACAAACAGCUCCGUGAAAUUUGUAUCCACAGAGAAGAACUGGAUGAAAAUCUGGACAGAUGUGUUGAUAUUUUAACCAGCUACAUCAAUAAACUUAGGAUGUUUAUGAUAAAGUUCCCUCACAAGCCUUCCAGUGCCAUCAGCUUCACGUGCGAUCUUGAAGAAGACGUGCCCUGCGUAGAACAAAGACAGAAGUGGGAAAAGUUCAAUACAGAGCAAACGGUUGCUGAAGCCAUAUUAAACAACAAGCUCCCGGAGGCUCAGACCUUCUUCCGGAUGACAGGGAAUCCUGCCCAGAAUCUCAAGGUACUGACCCAGAUAGGACUGGAUCUGGUGUACAAAAGCCUUCUGAAGGAUGAUGUCAAAGAAGCCUCCAAACUCUUAAGAAACAUGGGCUUUAAUGUGAUGGAGCAGCUGCGCAAAAUAUGUUUCUAUGUAACUGAUCACCAUGUUCGUGACUUCUUGGUGAACAUACUCAAAGAGGAAAACUACUUUUCUGAAGCUGAGAAGGAAAUGAUAGACUUUGUGCAUAAGGUGGAAAAUGUCUAUGCAAGAACUUUCCAAGAGAAGGAAAAGGCUACAACCCAGCCCAGUUCCUGGAGAAAAGAACAAGAUCUGUCUAUCCACAUUCCUGUUCUGGAUUCAUUCCUGCAAUGCAAAGAAGAUGGAGUUAAUAUUGUAGAGUACAGCAUUAUGUUAAACUGGGCUCAAUGGUGGGAUCAGGUUAUCCGAGAGAUGAUUCUUCUUCCUAUGCAGUCUCCCGAAGAACGCAAAUCAUGUGAUCCAGAGGUUCUUUGGAUGCACCUGUCAUCUUGGCAUGACUAUUCCAGUAUGAGCUCAUGGAUUGCAGCAUCUCAGCAACAGGACAGUAGCACAAACUGGCCACGGCUGACAACAGAGACCAUUGAGCGCAGAACAUUGUGUAGCCAUUACAUGCAAAAUGAAAUAUUGGACAAUUUAGCCAGCAAUGGAAUAUUUGUGCCAGUGGAACUAGAAGACUUUGAAUGCCUUCUCCAAAGAUUGACUCUUGUUGGAGGAGUGAUGCAGAAUCCUCAUCCUGUUCCAGAAUAUAUGUCCACCAGUGGCUUAGAUUUCCAUGCCUGCUUUAUCAUGUACUGUUUAGAACAUGGGCUGGACCAUCUUCUCUACACCUAUCUCGACUACUAUAGUUUAUUUCCUUCAAAUUGCCCUCUUUUGGAUGACAAAGCACUCCACGAAGCUCAUCCGUGGUUUGAGUUUUUAGUGCGGUGUCGAGCCAUUGCCAGCAAUCCUGGAGAUGCAAAUAUGAUUUUCCAAGCUAGCCUGGCAAAUGCCCAGAUCUUGAUUCCCAGCAACCAGGCCAGUGUGAGCACAAUGCUGUUGGAAGGCCGAACGCUCCUUGCUCUUGCCACCACAAUGUACACCCCUGGAGGUAUUGACCAGGUCCUUCAGAAUGGAGAUGGAGGAGAGAAAGUAGAUGCCCAGCUCUUCAGGAUGGCCCUUGCUCCUUAUCCCAAGCUGAGAGCAGCCCUCUUCCCCCAGUAUACCUGUCAUGGGACCUUGCCUUCCGACAUUUCUCUCUACCACCUUGUCCAGUCGUUAGUUCCAUUUGAUCCCACAAAAUUGUUUGGCUGGCAGUCAGCAAAUACGCUUGUCAUACCUGAUACCUGUAGUGACCUUCCUCACUUCUCAAGUGCCCCUUUUGUCAACAAAUAUGCUGUAGUCGAACGUCUGGAUUUCUCCUACUUCUUGCGUCAUGAACGCCCCUCAUUUGCUUUUGGGACUUUUUUAGUCCAACAGCUGGUGAAGAGCAAAACUCCUAAGCAGCUGAUCCAGCAAGCAGGCAAUGAUGCUUAUUCCUUGGCCCUCUCCUUCUUUUAUGUGCCUUCUGUGGCUUCUGCCUGCGCCUGCUUCUUGGAGCUGCUGGGCCUUGAUAGCCUCAAACUCCGGGUGGAUGUUAAAGCUGCCAACGUGAUCCUGAGCUUCAUGUCUCGAAGAGAGGAGCCUCAGCAUAACUCGAUCAGGCAGUCCUUGGUUGAAAAGCUGACUCAGCUGGCGGAGGGAGAAAAAACAGCAGCAGAAGAACUCCUUGUCUGCUUGGAGGAAGCUGUGUGGGAUAAGAUGGAGCACCAGGAGAUAAGCAAGACAUCCAGCGAGGCAAGGAAGCAAUGGUCUCUGGUGGCCCAGUUUUGCAGGCUGCAUGGCCUCAAGCUGAGCAUGUCAUAUCUGAAGGUGUGUGCGAGAUCCAGCGAAUGGCUGCAGUUCCUCAUUGAAGCCCAGAGGUACAACUACCAACCCUCUGAGGUUGUCCCCAUCCUCCGGGAGUUUCCCCCUCCUCUGCAGGACCACUUGAGGCUGGCCUUGGAGGAUUUGCAGUCCUCAGUUACUCCAUUGGAGGACGGUCAGGGUGGCAACUCCCACUGGCUGAGGCAUAAGCAAAAGCCAGGCACCCACACCAGUGAUCUUGUCCGCAUUCUCCUUUGGUGUCAGGAGCAGCCGCGUCCCUGGCAUUGCCUUCUGAGUGAAGCUGUGAAACACCAGGCUCCCAUCCUGAGCGUGCUUGCUGCAUGCUUCCAGGACACCAGUAUUAUCCAUUGCCUCUGUGUUUGGCUCAUAACUUCCUUGGAUAGCUCCACCACUGCCCAAGUGACAGACUAUUUGGAAGACUCGGCUGAAACCCAUGAAUGGGAUCUUCAGGACUUGGCCACCCUCUGGCAGACACUUCUCCAGAGGCAGAAAAUCCAAACUCUUCUUCGUGGCUUUCAGUUCUUUCUGAAGGACUCCCCUUUGCUGAUGAUCCUGGAGCUGUAUGAGUUGUGCAUGGACUACAGAAACUACAGCGAAGCGCAGAGCAGACUCCUUGCAUUCCAAGCCAGUAUUUCAAGACUGCAAGCCCUACUCGAAGGUCCACCUCUCCUCUUACCUGUACCCUGGCUGGUGUCGCAGGCUUCAUUUCUUCUUGAGCUGAUGCUCCAGCAGUGCAGGACUCAGUACGAGCUAGGAAAGGUCCUUCAGCUUUUUGCAGAUACGGACACCGUUCUUCCUAAUGGGCCCGAUAUGAAGAAGCUGAGUGCCCUCAGCUUCACCUUGAAGGACUCUCCUGUCUCCAUUGAUUGUGCCAUUCUGAGCAGUUACACCCCAGAGAAUUUCCAGAAGGAGUGCAGAAGAAUUCUGGAGGAGCUGCAGGACCAAAGCUCUUUCCUAAUAGCACGGAAGGUGGCAGAGCUGGCAGAGCUGCCUGUGGACAAUGUGGUAAUUCAAGAGGUCCUCCAGAAUAUUCACCUCUUGCAACAAAUUGGACACUGGCCUCAGAAGCGGACAAGGCUCGAGUUCUGGGAAAAGUGCCACGAAAACUAUGUGAGAAAUGCCAUCUCAACCCAAGUGGCCUCCAAUUUCUUCUUAGCUCAGGCAGACCUUCUGUCGGAGUCCUUGGAUGAGGGGAGAACAACUGGCAUCUUGGAGAGGCAACUUCUUCUGACCUUGGCUGGCCACUGGUUAGCCAAAAGCGAUCCAGUUCCGCUUCAGGAGCUGGAAGGGAUCGAGAAAGAAAUCUGGCUUUGCCGCAUUGCUCAGCAGACUUUGAACCAGGGCCCUGAGAAGGCCAAGCACAGAUUUUCACACCAGAUUUCUAUGAGCGGUGAAGUGUCCUUUGAUUCCUUAGCCAAGGAGUUUUCAUUUUCCAAGUUGGCUGCCUUGAACGUGCCCAAGUACUUGCAGCUGGAGGGUUUGCCCUCGCACAAUGCAUCCUUGCAAGCUACACUUUCUGCGGCUGAUGUGGAAUCGCUGAGCUUUCUGGUUGGGCGCCUGCUGGACGAGGGGAGCAUCCAUGAGGCCGGCCGGGUUUGCCGGUACUUUAACUUCUACAGUCGAGAUGUCUUGCUAGUCUUGCACUGCAGAGCGCUGGCCUCUGGAGAAGCCCUUCCGAGUGAGUUUCACCCAGAGGUUCAUGCCAUCCUUGCAGCGAGAGACAGAGAGGAGGCGAAGGACAAGAAUCAUGGAGGGGGAGAGGACUCUUCAAAGAAACAAUCUCUGAGCACCUCAAGCCUUGAGUCCUCGUCCUUUGUGGGAGGUCCAGGCCCAGAGAGCGAGGUGGUGGGCAGCCUGCAGGCCCUGCUGGCGGAAUGUGUCCACGGGCGGAACUACUGCCGGCAGGUCCUCUGCCUGUUUGAGCUGUCCAAGGAACUGGGCUGCCCCUUCAGUGAGAUCUCUGCCCACGAUUCCGAGAAGGUGCUUCGGGUGAUCCUGUCUUCUCAGCAGCCGGACAGGUGCAAAAAAGCCCAGGCCUUUGUCACUACCCAGGGAAUGGAGCUGGAAACCGUGGCGGAGAUUGUGGCCGAGGAAGUCACCCGAGAGCUGCUAGCCCCUUUGCAAGGGAAAGGCAAACAAAAGCAAAUUCUGAACCCAGCAGAGGAGAGCCAGACAUUCCUGCAGCUGGCUAAACUGUGCCAGGACCACACGUUGGUUGGCAUGAAGCUACUGGACAAGAUCUCAUCUGUGCCGCACGGGGAACUUGCCUGCACUAUAGAGCUGCUGAUCUUGGCCCACAACUGCUUCAGCUUGACCUGUCACAUGGAAGGGAUCACGCGGGUUCUGCAAGCUGCCCGGCUGCUCACAGAGGAGCAUUUGGCACCCAACGAAGAAUAUGGCCUUGUGGUUCGGCUUCUCACUGGCAUCGGCAGAUACAACGAAAUGACCUACAUCUUUGACCUGCUGCACGAGAAGCAUUACUUUGAGGUGCUCAUGAGGAAAAAGCUGGAUCCGAGUGGGACCCUCAAGACAGCUCUGCUGGACUACAUCAAGCGCUAUCGCCCGGGGGACAGCGAGAAGCACAACAUGAUUGCCCUCUGCUUCAGCAUGUGCCGAGAGAUUGGGGAGAACCACGAGGCCGCAGCCAACACCCAGCUGAAGCUCAUUGAAUCCCAGCUGUGGGAGGAGUGCCUGCAGGAUGUGCCCACUCUGAAGAAGCUCCUGAUGAAAGCCCUGACCCUCUACAUAGAUGCUGCAGAAAGCUAUUCCAAGGACUUCUGUGUGCGCCAGUCCUUGCGCUGCAACAGGCUGACAAAGCUGAUCACCCUGCAACUCCACUUCCUGAACAGCAGCCACAGAACCAAGCUGAUCAAUCUGAGCAGGAAGAGCCUGCUGGAGUGUAUCAUGUCCCUGCCCAGGUUCUACCAGGCUGCCAUUGUGGCUGAGGCCUACGACUUCAUCCCAGACUGGGCUGAGGUCCUGUAUCAGCAUGUGAUUCUGAAGGGAGACUUCAGCUACCUGGAGGAGUACAAGCAGCGUGGCCUGCUCAAGACCAGCACCUUUGAGGAAAUAGCCCGGAAGUUCAAGCAGCACACAGGCAAUGAGCCUGCUCUGAAAAACCUGAAGCGGUUGCUGACCUACUGUGAUGACAUCUACGUGUAUUACAAGCUGGCUUAUGACAACCAGUUCUAUGACGUAGUCAACACGCUUCUAAAAGAUGCUCAGACAGGCUGUUGUCUGAAGGACCUGCUGGCCAACUAGACAAUGCUUGGAAGAAAGAAGAGCCAGAGCCGUUGCUGGUGUUGUAGGAAACUCCGGUCAGUACAGGCAGGGGUUUGUGCAGAAGUGGUUAGAUUUGUUUCAGUAUCUGAAACGUGCAACAAAGCAGACAACAACAUUAAUUAAUUGCAUGAAAUGGUGAGGAAUAAUUAACCUCAGGGUUGGUUUCGAGUAAAUUUGACAGUUGAAGUUAGAACUUUUUAUUAGGAGAGCUUUUCUCUCUGGAAAUCCUUGUGUUGAAUAUAGAGGUUACUUAAAAACUAAGCUGGCUCUUGAAACUGUAGCUGUUUCUGGGUUACAAAAUGUUGAGGGCGGGCUUUCUCUUCAGUAACCUCUCCCCCUUGCAUAUUGCUGGAUGAUAUUAUUGGAGAACCAUUUGCUGUAUAAAAAUAAUUUUUGUGCAGAUUUAAUAUUGAACAUAUGGUAUAAACUUUGCCAUACCUAGUUUUCCCUGGUUGUGUAUAAUUUAACGUUCUCAAAGGUAGGUGGAGUGUCAUAGAAACUUGCAGGCACUAUCUGAGAGUGCGGAGCUCCUCUAACCCUUACGACUCCAGUGCAAGAGCUGCUCUUGCUCAUUUCUGUAAAGCUGUUCCUUAGUAACAGUCGGGCACUGGUGUUGGCUAUCUUUUAGAACAAAAGAGCAUCAACAACAGUGGCAUUGUGUGAUGGUCUUGGUGCAGUAUUUAAAUUACAGUGGUAUCUCGACAACUGAACGACUUGACUUCUGAAGUAGACAACCCCAGAAGUCUUUUUGCCGCGCGCGCCAUGCGCAGAAGUGUGGAAUUGUGCUUCGCGCAUGCGCAGAACGGGUGCUUACGAAGACGGCUGCGGAACGGAUUGUCUUACGGAUUGUAAGUCAAGGUACCACUCUAUAAAGUGCAUUUUUGUCGGUAGGAAGGUAGUUAAAUGAGGGAGGAGUGUUUAUAGAAAUGGUCUUCCAUGUUUUGCUGUGUGUUUCUAAAGUCACCAAUAUAGCUUUGAGCUAUGGCAGUGUUUAC